AGUCCCGUGGGAGUAGGGUGCACAGCUCGGAGGAAGAGAGCCGAUCGGAUGGAGAAAAUGAAAAUGGCAGUGACAUCUUUGUAGGGCGCAGGGUUUUUUGGUUGGAAAGUAAGGGAGGAAAGGAGAAUAGGGCAAGAGGAGGAAGUACGUUAGAAAGACCAGAGAAGACACAGAAAGAAGCAACAGUAGGUUUAACGUGUCGCCAUGACAACAGAGGCAGGCUCCGAGACGGAGGUGAAGGAGAACGCGGAGGAAAAGUCAGCUGCCCGGCUCGACCAAUCAAAGAAGGCCACAGAGGAGACCCAGGAAGUGGUAGAGGAGGGUGAGACGGAGAAGGAGAAAGAGGGCAAAGGAAUUACUCGCUAUUUGCCAACAUGGUUUAAGAAGCAGAAGUCUCAAAGCCAGACCUCCCCAACCAAGGAGGACCCACCCACAGAGGAGCCUGUCAGUAAGGUGAAUCAAGAGGAGGCGCACGUCCCUGAAGUCAACGGUCACGCAGAGGAAGUGGAAGAGAAGGAGCAAGUGAAGGAAAAAGAAUCCGAGUCCCAUUCCAACGCCAGCGCUGACACAGAGCCCGCCGGGGAAGAAAAAGUGGAGGAGAGCGCCCAGAAAAGUCUCGGGAGCACAGAGGAGACUCAAGAAGUAGCUGAGAAGGAGGAAGACAAGAAGGAGGUAGAAAAGGACAGAGGCCAAGGCCAAACUUCCAUUUUCCAGUCACCGCUCCGUUUGGUGAGGAAGAACAAGAUGAAACUGGUGGUGUGCCACGUGACCCUGCUGGAUGGGUCGGACUUCACCUGCGAGGUUGAAAAACGUGCCAAGGGCCUGUUCUUAUUCUUCAAGGUGUGCGAGCAUCUUAAUCUCCUGGAGAAAGACUACUUUGGUCUAACUUACAAGGACCACCAUGAGCAGAAGUGUUGGUUGGAUCCCACCAAGGAAAUCAAAAGACAAAUUCGCAGUAACAACUGGCAAUUUGCAUUCAACGUCAAGUUUUACCCCCCCGACCCCUCACUGUUGUCUGAAGAUAUCACAAGGUACCUGUUGUGUCUGCAGCUACGUGAAGAUGUGGCAUCAGGUCGACUCCCCUGCUCGUUUGUCACUCACGCUCUGCUGGGCUCCUACACGCUGCAGGCAGAAAUUGGUGACUACGAACCCGACCAACCUCGUCCUCUGGACUACAUCAGCCAGCUGACUUUUGCCCCCAAUCAGAGCAAAGAGAUGGAGGAGAAGAUUCUGGAGCUCCACAAAUCCCACAAGGGAAUGACACCAGCACAGGCCGACUGCCAAUUUCUAGAAAAUGCCAAGAAGCUGUCCAUGUACGGGGUGGACCUGCACCACGCUAAGGACUGUGAGGGCGUGGACAUCAUGCUGGGAGUGUGUGCUAAUGGACUCCUGGUCUACAAGGACAGGCUGCGGAUAAAUCGCUUUGCCUGGCCCAAAAUACUCAAGAUCUCCUACAAGAGGAACAACUUUUACAUCAAGAUCAGACCUGGAGAGACGGAGCAGUUUGAGAGCACAGUGGGAUUCAAACUCCAGAAUCAUCGCUCGGCCAAAAGGCUGUGGAAGGUCUGCGUGGAGAAUCACAGUUUCUUCAGACUAAACGCUCCAGAACAACCUCCCAAGGCCCGUUUCCUGACUCUGGGCUCUAAGUUCCGUUACAGCGGACGCACACAGAAUCAAACGCGCAUGGCGAGCACCCUCAUAGACCGCCCGGCACCCGCUUUUGAACGCACCUCAUCGAAACGCAUCAGCCGUAGUUUAGACGGAGCUCCAAUGAUCAGCAUAACAGAUACCAGCAGGGAGGCUGAGAACGGACACGAACCUCAUCUGGAGCUCCACUCUGACUCCAAGGUUAAGGAGGCGGACUUGAGCCCUAGCAGUGUGGAAGCCACGCCCGCCCAGAGUCCAGGGAGAGUGCGGGGGGAUAAUAUUUAUGUGAGGCACAGUAAAUUGAUGUUAGAGGACCACGAUAAGACCCAAGAUGAGGUACUGAAACACCAGGCUAGCGUUAGCGAGCUAAAGCGCUCCUUUAUGGAGGCUUCGCCCCCCUCCCCUCCUCAGCUCAACCUGUGGGAGAAGCAUCUCACCUCGUCUCCGGCCACGGCGGCGCGUGUCCAACAGCAGACAGUGGUCCUUGAGGAGGAGGCCGCCAAGGCAGCUGAUAAUGGCGACGCCAAAGAACCCGCCAAGACGACGGAAGUUGAAAUUGAGGAAACAGUUGUCGUCGAAGAGAUUUCCAAAGCGGCCAAACCGGCAGAGAAGCUUCAGACUUUGGAAGGGCAAGUCCAAGGAGGCACGGGGCUUGAGAAGAAGCGCGAAAGCAUUUCGUCGGAGAGCGAGAGCGAUGAGGAAGCGGAGUAUCAUCCGAAUGUCUCCCUGUCUAUUCGCCACGCUCAAAUACCUGAGGAGAAAGAGGAGGAGGAAGAAGAGCAGGAGCGGAAGGAACUUUCCGCUUCUUCCUCUCCUGUUGAGGUGAAUCAGGCUGCAGCAGCCGUAGAAGAUGAAGGCAAGGAAUGUGCAGAGGAGGAGAAGAAUGAAGUUGGCGCAGAAGAACCAAUUAAGACGCCCGACAAAGCUCCUAAUGGAAUGACGCCGCAUGAAGAGGUGAUGUGUGUUACCACUAAGGAAGAAGAGCUGCCCAAAGUGAACGGGGAAGACUCGGUGGUGGAGGCGCGGUCGCAGGUUAUUUGUUGCUCUGAGCCACCUGUGGUAAAGACAGAAAUGGUGACAAUAUCAGACACGUUUGCGGCGCAGAAAAGCGAGAUAGCCACCAAGGAAGUGCCCAUCGUACAUACGGAAACCAAGACCAUCACAUACGAAGCCGCACAGCUUGAUGGAAGUGGCGACGGCGAGCCCGGAGUGUUGAUGACAGCUCAGACAAUCACCUCAGAGUCUCUGUGCACCACCACCACCACGCACAUUACCAAGACAUUAAAGGGCGGCCUGUCAGAGACGAGGAUUGAGAAGCGCAUCGUCAUCACCGGCGACUGCGACAUCGACCACGACCAGGCUCUGGCCCAGGCCAUUAAGGAGGCCAAAGAGCAACAUCCUGACAUGUCUGUCACCAGAGUGGUGGUUCAUAAAGAAACUGAACUGGCCGAGGAGGACGAUUGACACAACUCAGAGCUGAAGAGCCCAUCCUGAAGGACGACCAUCAUCAUCAUCAUCAUGACAAAAGCGAGAGAGAGAGAGAGAGCGCGCCUCCUCCAAGACGUCGUUCUCUCUAAAACAAAAUCAAAUAAUGACAACACGCUGACGGAGCGGGAAAAACACUUCUGUUAGCUAACAUUUAUAGUGUUUUUAAAGUGUUUACCAAAAGAGACAAUACUCAUGUACAAGCUGAAUAAGCAAGAUAAAUGAUUACCAUCAUUGUUCCCACACACUGUCAUGUAGCGCCAUCUUCAGACGCGUUGCUUUGCUCUUAGCAUCCUCCCUCCUUGUGACGAUACUGCAGUCAAAUGUACAGUACAGUACAGUACUAGCCAAACAACCAUUAUCACUCACUCACGGUACCAACCACUCAUUCUUCAAGCUUCUCUUUUCGUUCUUCUUCUGCUCCUCUUCUACAUUCGUGUGUUCACAGCAUUUCAAACUAGAUUUUUGUACUAAAUGGGCAUGAUUUGACGCUACAAAUGGUAUGUGUAGUUCCUGUUCCUAUGCAGACAGGCAAGGGAGCACAUUUUUAUUUAGGAGAGUUAAAUGUUUGCGAGGUGGCUUUUUGGCGCUGUUUGAACCCUCCCGGUGGUUUUACACAGACACAAAAUGCUGAAGUUGAUAUGAAAAGACAACAUGGAGGUGAGGUGAAUGUGACAGGAUGCGUAGAGAACACAUGGCUCAUUUUGUUUUCUUAUUGAGUAAAUGUUUAAUUUCUUAAAUAUUCCACGCCACAAAAGUACAGCUGAUAAGUGACAUGUCACGGUGCUUAGGUGACACUUAUGACGGAGACUACCUUUUAACUUUUUCUCUGGGAGUUUUGUGCUCUUCUGUCUCUCCCGUCUUUUCUCUCAUUUACAAAUGGAAAUAUUGGCAAGUACCUUACAGUGGACAGUCGGUUCAUAUUUGCAUUUGAACAUUGAUCGGGGGAAAUUCUGGUCUUUCUGGUGGAAAUUAUUGAAAGGUGGAAACAUUUUCUAGGGGUGUCCCGAUCCAUUACUGAAAUUUAAUAUCGCUGAGGUAUCAGCAAAAAACAAUUAUGGGAGUAUAUGCGCUUGCAUAACUGUGGUACAAUCUUUGAUACAAGCAUUCCUGCAGCGUGUUUACUUGUUUACAGUUAACAUCUAAACAUGCUACAAUAAGCACACAAGGUUGUUCUUUUCUUUUAUUUUAGUCAAGUCAUUUACAAAAGGUAAACAUGGUAGGCUACAGGCUGCUAGGACCUAGCAGCUACACAACAGCUAAGCACACAAUACCACACAAGCUAGACAUAUGUAAUAAGUGUCCUUAAUUGAACAAUAUUGCAGUCUAAAAGAGCACAUUUGUCAAUAUAAACAAGUAUCAAAUAAUUGUACUUACAUAUUACUUACACAGAAGUUUAUUAGAAAGUAUCCAGUAACAAACGUGUCUGCAUCAUUCAGCUUACUGCGUCAGGAGCUUCAUUUAAUGAAUUACUGUGACCACUGGGCGUCAAAAUAUCACUCCACUUCAACUUAGAGAAAGCAUACGUCCAUUUCUGAUGGUCAAUAUUAAAUAGAUGAGUGUUUUUCGUACCUACUAUUCAUUGUUCUUUGACUAAUUUCACUUUAGCAAACAUUUUUUUUAACAUUUCACAGUACAAAAUAAUUAAAGUAUGUUGAUAUCGUAUCGUAUCGAAUCAAUCUGCCAAUACUCAAGGCUCCAAUAUCAGUAUCGGAACUGAAAAAGUUGUAUUGGGAAACCCUUAGAAUUGUCCUUUGCUUUCCAGAAAAUGUCUCUUUGAAAUGCAAAUAUUGUCAGGUAUGAGAAUUGUGAUGUCAUUUAAAAAAAAAAAUCAGCCUGUUUUAGGUUUGACGGUGCUGCUUUUUACACACAACAAGGGGCAGUGAAGGCAGCAUUGAAAGGGUGAAAGAUGCACAUAAUCGUGAUUAGCACUAAGAUAAAUAUGAACAAUUUAAAAAACGACACAACAUUCCGUGUCUAUAGAUUGAACCACACUGUCCUGUCUUGACUGGAGUAUAAAUAUUUGAAUUGGAUUUGUUUUGAGUACACUUUUAAAAAUAAUUUUUUGAACCCCAAGUGUGUUCUUAUUGUUUCUGUAUUCAACAUUUGCAUUGCAAUGACAUUCCACUUUGAUCUUCUGGCUAAGAAGAUUUUUUAAAUAAAUAAGAAAACAUGUUGCAUAAUACGUCACAUGCUGUAGAGGUAUGUUGCCCAGUCUAUUCUUCUGUAAAACUAAGAUUUUGUCUUUGAUGUUUGUUUUUUAAUGAACACCAUUCACCAGCUUCUUAGCUGUCUUUUAGAAAUUAGGAGUAGUGGGACUGCCUAUCUAAAGCUUUCCUGGUGGUCCUGGUAAAUGUACGUGUGAAUUUACCAGGAUUUCUCAAAUCAAGGCAGCUCUGCAAAGUCACAAAUGCUGCCUUUAAAAAAAAAUCAUCUGUAAAAUGCAAUUUAUUGUCAACAACAAAACCAGCUUGCAGCAUCGUUUUGUAUUUUCACACUUGCAAGAAAACAUGAGAAUGUUGUGAAAGUCCACCAGCUGCCCCACUGCUCCACAGUAGCCCACCUGUGUCCACACUAGGUUUCUUUCUAGACAUUUCAUUGUCCUGUAUUACACAAAGCAACUCUUUCCCUGUGUAACACUUUCAAUAAAGGAUUGUAAUACUCUU
Nerophis lumbriciformis (worm pipefish) is the source of this 5798-nucleotide messenger RNA. It is a transcript of the gene epb41l2, whose product is annotated as erythrocyte membrane protein band 4.1 like 2. Gene Ontology annotation, molecular function: actin binding; structural molecule activity. NCBI's taxonomy places the organism in Eukaryota, Metazoa, Chordata, Actinopteri, Syngnathiformes, Syngnathidae. Gene Ontology annotation, cellular component: cytoskeleton; plasma membrane. Gene Ontology annotation, biological process: actomyosin structure organization; cortical actin cytoskeleton organization. The record is from RefSeq and is a predicted model, not a curated record.